AUGUAUGAAACAAGCUUGAUACCCAAAAAGCGACACCUAGAUCUUCCAAGUCCUAAAUCACUUGCUAGGUUGUUGAAUAUCCCUAUUAAAAAGCGGAAAUUAUCAGGUUCAAACCUGAAUUUUACUCAAGAUGCAAAUAAUGAUAAUAUUCAUAAUCAAUCAAAUGAUAUUAAAGAAGAUGAUAUUAAAAUCAAUCUACCUAUUCCUCGUAUAAUGGAAUCAAAUCUUCAUCUACCUUCUUUCUUACCAACUCGUGAUUCUGAUGCUCCAUUAUUGAAUUCUAUACCGGCUAAUAUAGUUCCCAUAAUUCAUGAACCAUCUAAUAUAUCAGAUUAUUUUACCGAUGUUACAACCGAUUUAAGUGAUUAUAAAUUAUCAAAUCAAGUAACUGGUAUACUUGAUAAGUUCCCACCUCCAAUUCCUCCUUUUAUUACUGAUAGAAUGAAACAAGAUAAUAAUAAUUAUGAUGGUAUAAUGGUACCAUUUAUUUAUCCUCCUCCUCCUAUUAUUAAUAUUGAUACAUUACCUUAUUCAUUGGCGCUGUUUAAAAAGAGAUUUGAAAAUAUGAAUAAAAAUGGAUCAUCUUACAAUAAUGAUAAUAGAUCAAAAUCUAAUAAACGCGAUUAUAGAAAAGAUGAACAAGAAUCCCCUUUAUCAUCUCAUGCUCAUCUUGCUCAUGAUAAAAGAAGAGGAAAUAAUCAUAAUCAGAAUAAUAAUAAUAAUGACAAUGGUCAGAUACAUGAAUCAAUGUAUUUGCAAAUACCUCCAUUACCAUUCCCUCCUCCUAAUUAUAUGCCAUACCCCGUCUCUGCAACAAAAUCGACUUUAACCCCUAAUGAAGUAUUUCAAUCAUUAUUAGAUGCUCAUGAAGAUUUACCUAGAACUAAUAUGGUGUUGGCUAGUGCUGCUGGAUCAUUAUUUGAUUUGAAAUCUCUGGCUGAAAAUGAAGGGUUUACAAUAAAAGGAUAUGAAAGAAAUAAACAUCUUCAAAAGCAAAAACAAAAGUCAAAGAAAGCCAAACGUCGUUUACAACAACGUGAUUCCCUGGGUAAUAUAAUCGAAGAUGACAACGAUAAUGAUGACGAUGACGAUGAAGAUGGCGAUGAGGAUGAGGAUGAGGACGAUGAAGAUGAUAAUGACGACGAUGAUGAAGAUGGUGAUGAUGAAGAUGACGACGAAGAAGGAGAAGAUGAAUAUAAUAGAAGAAUAUCAAGUGAAGGAGGUGAUAUAAGUGAUGAAUCUGAUUCUUACAGAAGGAUAAAACGAAAGAAGAGUAGACAUUACGAUGAUGAAGAUGAUUAUAGUGAAGAUGAUGAAGAAAAUGAUGAUAGUUAUCAUGACUAUAUGCAAUAUAUAAGGAAUAUUGAUACUAAUUAUCAUGACCCUCAUCAUCCACCAUUGAAUGAAAAUGACUUGCAGGAUACAAACACGUUUGAAACUAAUCCUCGUCCUAGCGGUUAUGUUGAAUUCAAAUCCAGACAGAGUAAUGUGUUACGUAAACCCAGUGAUGAAGCAUCUAUUGAACAAGAAAAAUUGUUAGAUUCUGAAUAUAGCAUCUUAGAUGAUGGUGAAGAUAUAUCCAACUUUACAAUGAGAGGCAUUCUUUCUAAUCCUCUGAGAGAUAUGAUUAAUGCUAAUGGAAAUGGAAGAGAAAAGAGAAGACAAGAAUUAUUAAAUUCUAUAAAUGAAUUAACUGAAUUCGAACAAACUAAUCGAGAUAAGAUUUAUAAAUUCAAAAAGCAACAAUUGUUAAAUAGAUUGAAGAAUUUACAACAAUCAACUAUAUCAUUCACCAAUAGUGAUAUUAAAGAUGAAGAGUUAUUAACUUUCAAAGAAAAUCUUGAUAUCGAAAGGGAUGAAGAAUUAGUCAGAUUAAAAUUAUUCCAAAAUCAUGAAUUAUUAAAGAGUUCAUUAAUAUUUUAUCAAGAUUCCAAUAGAGUUUAUAAACAUUUGAAUUCAGUCAUGAUAAAUAAAUUAGAGAAAUUAAAGAAUUUCUUUGAAUUUCAGCGAGAAUUAUUUUUAAAAUAUCUUAAGAAUGAUAAUCUUGAUAUCUUUGAUAUUAAAAGUAAAGAUUCAACUAAAUUAUUUAAAGGCAUUUCUCAUCGUGAUUUCAAUCAAGAAAUUAAACAAAUCAUUCGUGAUUCAAUUUAUAAUGAAUUAAAAGAUUAUCAAUUAGAAUCGAUCAGUAAAUCAAGAUUAAUCAAAUCAAACUUGAUGGAUACUACAACGUCUAGUACUGCUUCUUCAUCGUCUUCACUAAAUAAUCCAACUUCCAUAACUUCAAACUCUAGUGAUUCACUUAUUGUUCAUGAUUUUAUGCCAUUAAUAUCUCCUGCUGAAUUUGAAAUUAUAACAGGUGAUUUACCCGUCAAUGUUAAAUUAACCGGUAAUACAACUAAAGAUAAUAAUAUUAAACAUCAAAUCUUCCAAAAUCCAUUAUAUGAUAGAAUAACUUCAGGAUCAGAUACUAAUGCAUCCGAUAGUCAAAGUAGUAGCGUUAACGUCAGUGCAGGACCAAAGAGAAGAGGUAGAAGAAGUAAUAAAGAAAAUGCCGCCGCUGCUGCCGCUGCCGCUGCAGCUGCAAGUGGUGGUGGCACAGCUUCUCCUGCUGGUGGAGCUGCCGGUGCUAGUUACUUAUUUGAUAAGAUGAAAGGUGGUGAUGGACCAGAUAGUAAAUAUUCUGAAGCUGUUUUAUUAGCUAAGAUUAUGAAACAAUUUUCUGGACCAGCAUCAUUAAGAUCUGAUGAAUUAGAUGUUGAUUUCCAAAAAAUGAAAAUAAAAUCAAAAUGGUCUAUAACUAAAUAG
Scheffersomyces coipomensis is the source of this 2805-nucleotide messenger RNA. RefSeq names its product Fgr47p (gene FGR47). The transcript has a single exon. The record is from RefSeq and is a predicted model, not a curated record. Lineage: Eukaryota; Fungi; Ascomycota; Pichiomycetes; Serinales; Debaryomycetaceae. Bases 1 to 2805 code for a protein of 934 amino acids.